ACUUAUUCCAUUUACACGAACCGACCACAUAGAGAGCGUGAAUUGCCCCACAGAUGAAAGCUAACCUUAUCUAGUACUAUGUACUAUGAUCUGAGGACCGCCAGCACUAAUAUAACUGGGUUGGGCAACAGGUAUAUAAAUCCCUACAUACCUCCCAUACAAACUUCCCCCAAGGAAUCCAAAGGAUAUAUCUCCAAACUAAACUAGAUAUCCUAAACCAACCAUAAAAUACCCACAAAACCAAAAUGUCCCCCAAACCAACAAUCCUCCUCAUCCAUGGCGCCUGGCACACGCCCGCCCACUACGAACCCUACACAACAGCCCUGACGAACGCAGGCUUCGAAGUCCACUGUCCACACCUACCCACCUGCAGUGGCACGUCCCCCCCAACAGCAACCUUCGCCGACGACGUCACCCUAAUCCGCCAAACCCUCCAUUCCCUCAUCACAGCCGGAAAACAAAUCCUGUUAAUCAUGCACUCCUACGGCGGUUGCGUCGGCACCGACGCAGCCCAAGACUUCCUAUACCCCAUCACCACCACCACCGCCACCACCUCCCCCGAAACUCCCACCCAAGGGAACCAGAAACCCAAAGGAGCGGGAAUAAUCCACCUCCUCUACCUCAGCGCCUACAUGCUCCCGCCCGGGUCCUCCAUCCAAACCAUUAUGGACAAAGCCGGGGUGGACGAACACCUAUGGGCCCAAUACAUGGACGAUGAUGAGUUCGGGUUGACCCUGCCCCGGGAUCCCGGGUUGUGGUUUUAUGGGGGUCUGGAGAAGGAGACUGUGGAGAGGUGUGUGAAGGGGUUGGUUAGGUUUCCGGUGGGUGUGCUUAGGGAGAAGACGAGUGGGGAUGGGUGGCGACGGUGUCCUGUUACGUAUGUUAGGACGGAGAGGGACUAUGCUGUGCCGGGGGCGUUUCAGGAGAUGAUGCUUGAGGGGGUUCGGGGGGAGGGAGUUGAGGUUAGGGUUUUGGGGUUUGAGACUUGUCAUAGCGUUUUUUUGACGAAUGUUGAGGAGAUGGUGGGGGUUGUUGUUGGGAUUGUGAGGGAUGGGGGUAGUUCGUAAUUGUUUUAUACUGUCGAAUGUGUAUAGAGUCAUGUCAAGGAUAGGAUGAUCUUCAGUAGUAGCGUCAAAAGAUAGGAGUUAUAGAUUGGCUUACAGUUGCAACGGUAGCCAAUCUCCGAAUUUAUUUUUACAGGCCCUGCAU
This is a messenger RNA of Aspergillus pseudotamarii, 1209 nucleotides long. RefSeq names its product alpha/beta hydrolase. NCBI's taxonomy places the organism in Eukaryota, Fungi, Ascomycota, Eurotiomycetes, Eurotiales, Aspergillaceae. The transcript has a single exon. Bases 246 to 1067 code for a protein of 273 amino acids. The record is from RefSeq and is a predicted model, not a curated record.